This is a messenger RNA of Ogataea philodendri, 1089 nucleotides long. RefSeq lists its product as uncharacterized. The record is from RefSeq and is a predicted model, not a curated record. The coding region runs from base 1 to 1089 and encodes 362 amino acids. Gene Ontology annotation, molecular function: NAD binding; 3-isopropylmalate dehydrogenase activity; magnesium ion binding. Gene Ontology annotation, biological process: L-leucine biosynthetic process. Gene Ontology annotation, cellular component: cytosol. The transcript has a single exon. Lineage: Eukaryota; Fungi; Ascomycota; Pichiomycetes; Pichiales; Pichiaceae.
AUGACCAAGAACAUUGUGCUACUUCCCGGCGACCAUGUGGGUCCCGAGGUGAUUGAUGAGGCCGUCAAGGUGUUGCAGGCCGUGUCCAAGGCCAGCGGCGUCGAGUUCCAGUUCUCCACGCAUCUGAUCGGCGGUGCCUCGAUCGAUGCCACCGGCGUUCCUCUGUCUGACGAGGCCCUGAAGGCCGCCAAGAAGGCCGACGCCGUGCUGUUGGGAGCUGUUGGCGGUCCCAAGUGGGGAACCGGCUCCGUGCGUCCUGAACAGGGACUGCUCAAGAUCAGAAAGGAGCUGAACCUGUACGCCAAUCUGCGUCCAUGCAACUUUGCUUCGGACGCCUUGUUGAAGUUGUCGCCGCUCAAGUCGGAGAUCGUCAAGGGAACGGACUUCGUUGUUGUUCGUGAGCUGGUUGGAGGAAUCUACUUUGGCGACCGUAAGGAGGACACAGGCGACGGUGUUGCCAGUGACUCCGAAACGUACUCCGUGGCUGAGGUUGAGAGAAUCACCCGGAUGGCAGCUUUCCUGGCCUUGCAAAACGACCCACCGCUUCCUGUGUGGUCGCUCGACAAGGCCAAUGUGCUGGCCUCGUCGCGUUUGUGGAGAAAGACCGUGGACAACGUCAUCUCCAAAGAGUUCCCGCAACUGACGGUGCAACACCAGCUGAUCGACUCGGCCGCCAUGAUCCUGGUCAAGUCGCCAACCAAGCUGAACGGAGUGGUGGUCACCAACAACAUGUUUGGCGACAUCAUCAGUGACGAGGCGAGCGUGAUUCCUGGUUCUUUGGGACUGCUACCAUCUGCUUCUUUGGCCUCGCUGCCAGACACCAACAAGGCGUUUGGAUUGUACGAGCCAUGCCACGGCUCUGCCCCAGAUUUGGCUCCAGGAAAAGCCAACCCUCUCGCCACGAUCUUAUCGGCAGCCAUGAUGCUCAAGCUGUCUCUGGACAUGGUUCCAGAAGGAAGAGCCAUUGAACAGGCCGUCAAGACUGUUCUGGACAACGGCAUCAUGACCGGCGACCUGGGCGGAUCAUCGUCCACUCAAGAAGUCGGCGACGCCGUCGUUCAGGAGGUGCUCAAGCUCAUCAAGAACUGA